This is a messenger RNA of Oncorhynchus tshawytscha (Chinook salmon), 3802 nucleotides long. Its product is annotated as tubulin-specific chaperone cofactor E-like protein. Gene Ontology annotation, molecular function: alpha-tubulin binding. The record is from RefSeq and is a predicted model, not a curated record. Gene Ontology annotation, biological process: protein folding. Lineage: Eukaryota; Metazoa; Chordata; Actinopteri; Salmoniformes; Salmonidae. The transcript has 10 exons. Bases 236 to 1687 code for a protein of 483 amino acids.
CGCAUGCAGGAUAUCGGGAAAAUGUGCAACGUUUCAUAAAUAUACGUCAUUUCCGGGAUGAUAGAGAGGCAAUGACAGCUUGAUCAACAACAAGACAUUUACACAGAACAGAUCAAUAAAGUGUCUACUCUCACGUGGUGCCUGCGUGUCCCUCCUGUUCACCUAGCAGCCCCUCACUGGAGAGAAGUCUGAAGGAGGAGGGCUCAGCCUCUCUUCCCCUGCCCAGCCAGCCACUAUGGAACCUUCUCUGCAGAAACCCACAAUGAGCUGUGAUAGUGGACUGGUGGAGAGGAACAUUGCUGGAGCCGACCCAGAGGGGAUGUGGGACAGUGGGGCCGUGGAUCCACCCGAGGAGGAGGGCCGCACCUUCAUGCAGGUUCUCAGCGAGAAGUACAGCCCGGAGAACUUCCCGUACCGCCGAUGGCCCGGCAUGGGCGUGGUGGUAGUGCCAACUCUCCCACAGGGCUCGCCCAUGAAAGAUCGUUUGAACCUUCCCAGUGUGCUCGUCCUGGCUGGCUGUGGAAUCAGCCAUGCGGGAGAGCAGAGAGAGAUCGCAGCCUUCUGUGCCCAUGUGAUGGAGCUUGACCUGUCCCAGAACAAGCUCCAGGACUGGCAUGAGAUCAGUAAGAUUGUGUCAAACAUCCCCAACCUGGACUUCCUCAACCUGAGCUCCAACCCGCUAAGUGAGGUUGUCUUGGAGCCUAGCGGUGCUAAGGCCUUUGCCCGAGUCCGACGCCUGGUCCUCAACAACACUCAAGUGUCCUGGAACACGGUGCUCGUACUAACACGGGAGAUGCCUGAGCUGGAAGAGCUGUUCCUGUGCCUUAAUGAGUACACCACCGUGUCAGCCUCUACUGUGCCCUGCCCCACACUGCGCCUGCUGCACAUCACCGACAACAACCUGCAGGACUGGGCCGAGGUGCGAAAGAUUGGGCCCAUGUUCCCCGGCCUGGAAACUCUGGUUAUGGCCAACUGCAACCUGAGCUCCAUUCAGGACUCCGAAGACAUGCUGCGGCGCCUCUUCCCCAACCUACGCAGCAUCAAUCUGCACAACUCAGGUCUUAACCGAUGGGAGGACAUAGAGAAGCUGAACCAGUUUCCUAAACUGGAAGAUGUGAGGCUGCAGGGGAUUCCCUUACUGCAGACCUAUACCAACACAGAGCGUCGGAGCCUCAUGGUAUCACACCUGCCCUCUGUAUCAUCGCUCAAUGGCAGUGUGGUGACGGACGGGGAGAGAGAGGACUCGGAGAGGUUCUUCAUUCGUUACCAUGUCGACUACCCAGAGGAGGAGCUACCUUACAGGUAUCACUGCCUGGUGACCAAAUACGGGAAGCUUGAACCCUUGGCUGAGAUCGACCUUCGACCCCGCUGCCACGCCAAGGUGGAGGUGCACUGCGAGGACAAAGUGGAGGAGGUGAGUAUCCGCCUGGACCAGACUGUGGCCGAGCUGAAGAAACAGCUGAGGACAGUGGUGCAGCUGUCGGCCAAUCAGAUGCGUCUUUACUACAUCGACAAGGAGUGUGUCUUUGGGCCGGAGGAGAUGAAGUACCACACCAGGGCCCUCCACUCCUACAGUAUCCAGGACGGGGACGAACUCCUGGUGGUGCCUAAGGCUGGCCGGGGGACUACCACCGCUGCCAAACCACUAUCAAACCUUAACUCCAAAACCUUAACUCCCCCGCCAUAGAAGUACAAUAACUAGAACGGUCCACCUAUCAUGGCACAUUGACUUGAAUGGGUAAUGCAGUUCUAGUAAUUAUAUUUCUAUGCUAAUACCCUUCCCCAUCCUAAUCUUGUCUGAAGAACUCCCUGCACCCCUCCUUACGCCCAUCCUAUGUUUUACAUUCAGUGUGGGACACACUAUCAGGAAUAACAGCGACUCUGACUCUGAUUCUGACUGGCUUGCGUUUCACCUCACAGCACCACACAUGCACACACACACCAAUUAAUCUGAACAAAUGUGUCUUGUAUGCUGCCCUCAAAAGGUGUGCGUAUUAUGUGUGACUGAGUCCCCUCUUUGUCUUGGUGUAAUGCCUCUGCCCUUGACUCCUAAAAAGGCUAUCUUUUGGGGAAGGAGCACAGGAGAUAUUGCGGAGUACAACCACAGUAUCUUUUAUCUUUAAGACAAUCUCCCAUUUGCAUACCCUGUGGUGUGCAGAGGAUGUUGAUGAAAGGAUAUGGUAUACUGCUGUGCCACAGACUCUGUUUUGAGUGUACUAGGUUGAUUGUACUGUAGCUAACGGAAGUAUUCAUCGCGCCGUGUCAUUCCACUUCCUCACAAGACCGAGCCAUAGUUUUUGAUGGGUUAUUCUAAGUUAGGUUUAGUUCUCCUACGUUGAAUUCAGUAAGAUUAGUAUUUUUGGAGGAUACUUGAUAUUCAAACUCAAAUCGUGUUGAGCUUUCAAAUGGUCUUUCCUUUGGCCAGUUGUAUCAUAGUGUUUAUAGGAUAUUGAUGCCUCUGACUGAAAUCAUUGAUGUACCAUAGAGUGCUGCAUGAGACUGUUCUUUCCUAAGUGUGUUUUUAUGUAGUUUGUGUGGAUCCUUCCACUGUCUGGGACCGUCCAUAUAUGUUAAGCCUAAAUUACGUUUGAACACCUAUUGACACAUUUGCUUCUGUGCCAGAGCCAAAGUAUCUCAGGUCUAUUGCAGACAGAGGCUUUGUGUGUUCACCAAAGAUUUGUACGAACUCUGUGUACUGUUCAUUGCAAUGUUGAUGCAUUUUCCUUGUGUGUGAAGAGGCUCAUGCUUGGUGUUAUUUUUGUCAUUGUGAGGGAAAAGGUCACUAUGUCAGUAGCGGUUGUCUGGGACAGUAGAACUAAGGCAUUGCUUGGUACUUCACAGCUAAGGGACACCGCCAAUUUAAAUCCCAAUUUACAGGCUGUUUGUUUCCCUGUUGGAUCUUAAUUUACAUAAUUUGUUGUAUUAUGUCAUUGUCUGAUUUGGAAGACAGUAAAGUAUUGGAAGAUGCACUUAGUAGAGCUAGAUCUCUCUAAAGAUUAGAAACUAGACAAUAGCAGCAUAUUUCAUACCGCUUGUUGUAUUUAUUUAGUCAUUAAAACAUUGUAAUGAGCGGUAAGGGUCCGUUAUUUUUGGUAGGCAUAAUAUUUCUAUGUCGCUUAGAUGGCUACUUGGUUUAAUCUAGACAGCUUCUCUUGGUUAGUGAACCCAUGUUUUAAUGUAGUCAGUAUGCACUGGCAAUCAAUCAAUCAAAUGUAUUUAUAAAGCCCUUUUUACAUCAGCCGAUGUCACAAAGUGCUGUACAGAAACCCAGCCUAAGACCCCAAACAGCAAGCAAUGCAAAUGUAGAAGCACGGUGGCUAGGAAAAACUCCCUAGAAAGGCAGGAACCUAGGAAGAAACCUAGAGAGGAACCAGGGUCUGAGGGGUCUGAGUCCUCCAGGGUCUGAGUCCUCGUUCAUAGAUGACCAGCAGGGUCAAAUAAUAAUAAUCACAGUGGUUGUCGAGGGUGCAACAGGUCAGCACCUCAGGAGUAAAUGUCAGUUGGCUUUUCAUAGCCGAUCAUUGAGUUAGACACAGCAGGUACGGUAGAGAGAGGGUCGAAAAACAGCACGUCCGGGACAAGGUAGCACAUCCAGUGAACAGGUCAGGGUUCUAUAGCCGCAGGCAGAACAGUUGAAACUGGACCAGCAGCACAACCAGGUGGAAUGGAGACAGCAAGGGGUCUUCAGGCCAGGUAGUCCUGAGGCAUGGUCUUAGGGCUCAGGUCCUCCGAGAGAGAAUUAGAGUGAGCAUACUUAAAUUCACACAGGACACCAGAUAAGACAGGGGAAAUACCCCAGACA